Molecule: messenger RNA, 364 nt
Organism: Paramecium primaurelia
Lineage: Eukaryota; Ciliophora; Oligohymenophorea; Peniculida; Parameciidae
Source: the annotation of a GenBank genome assembly
AUGAAUGAGGUAUAAAUAGAAAAGAAUUAUUUAGAAUCUCAACUUUCAAAAGUUAUUGAAUAACCAUUUAAAUCCUACUAUGGACAAUCUUUAAGUUAUCUAUUCGAAAUUACAACAAUUAUAAUAUUUUAAUUCCUUCAUUGAGAAAAAUCUUAAGGGAACUUAAAGAGAGAGUCUGUUAUAUGUAUAAUUCUUUGAAAUCAUAGUUAUGUGGUAAAUUCAAAAUGGAGCACUUUAAAGGAGGAGAGGUCAUCUUUAAAGAAGGAGACAAGUCAAAUGAUAAGUUAUAUAUAAUAUUUAAUGGUAAAGUGGCUUUAAUAAAGCAAAGGCCAUAAUAAUAACAGAUGAUAUAACAAAACAUUGA